Debaryomyces hansenii CBS767 is the source of this 1026-nucleotide messenger RNA. Its product is annotated as carboxymuconolactone decarboxylase family protein. The record is from RefSeq and is a predicted model, not a curated record. NCBI's taxonomy places the organism in Eukaryota, Fungi, Ascomycota, Pichiomycetes, Serinales, Debaryomycetaceae. Bases 1 to 1026 code for a protein of 341 amino acids. The transcript has a single exon.
AUGACCGUAUUAACACCAGAAAGACUUGUAAGACUUGCUUAUAAAUACCCAUCGUUGCAUAAUUCGUGGUAUAUAAUUGCCUGUGCGUGCUUGACUGUUGUCAACAAACCGCAGGAGAUCCCCAAGGUAUUCCACUUUGCUUUAAGACAACAAUUAUUAGAAUUUUCUUCAUCUUCGGAGAAUCUUUUGCUAACUGAUAAGUACUUAUUAAAUCUUGCAGAAGAUUCUAUAUCUUCAUCCGAGAAAUUUAAAGACUUAUCUGCUGUGGGGGUUCAUUUACCAGAUGUUCUCAUACCAUAUACCUACUACGAUAAGUUACCACUUAACUUCAAAUUCUCAAAAAGAGAAGAUAUAUUUGCUACACAAACAACGGUAGCAGCCAAGAUCAGAGAGGUGAUAUUAAAGUGUGCAGCGUUAUCGGGAUUACCAAAAUCCAUUAAUGCGUUAAUGAUCUUGAAAAGUGUCACACCAAGCAGCAUGCGUCCAUCCAGUGUCCCAGAAAGGCCACGUACAGUUUAUCCGGGCCAUGUUCCCUCUUCAGAUAUUGUUCAGGAGGAUGUUGCAGGUACUAAAUUUGAAAAUGAUGAAGUCAGUGGUGAUCUUGCCUCGGAAACGAUUGAUGGGCCAAUAUCGAGUCUGUCUAUCAAUCCCAAACAAAUAAAAAAAGACUUAGAACGUGGAUCUGCCUUCUGGAAUUCGGUAUACACCAAUAAGGUUAAUAACCGUAUUAGGAGACAAAUGGUAAACGCAUACCCAGAUUUGUGGAACUAUACGUUUUAUAAUGUCUAUUCUCCAUUAUUAUCUUUUACCGAUAUUUUAUCGGCAAAAGAGACAUCAAUGUGUGUAGUGGCCAGUUUGAUCCCACAAGAUGUCAAUCCACAAUUGAAGGGGCAUUUGAAGGGGGCACUCAACACUGGUAAUACAAAAGAAGAAUUGAACUCGUUAAGAUUAUUGGUCUUCGAUAUAUGUGACUGGACUGGCGGUGUUACUUGGGCUGGCGGAAAAAAUAGUGUAGCCAAGUUGUGA